This is a messenger RNA of Cotesia congregata, 339 nucleotides long. The record is from the annotation of a GenBank genome assembly. NCBI's taxonomy places the organism in Eukaryota, Metazoa, Arthropoda, Insecta, Hymenoptera, Braconidae.
AUGGAUUUAAAUCAUAGUACUAGUGCUCCGAUAAACGAUAAAGACUCCUGGAUGACAACUGAAACUUCAGUGACAGCGGAAAAAGAAGACACGAUUUUUACUCUUAUCGUGGUGGUUGUCGGUAUAAUAGUAGCGAUAAUAAUUCUAUUUUCUAUGGGCGUAUUUCUGGACUGCAGGCAUCAGAAGAAUACUACGAAGAAUAAUAAACCGUUGCGUAUGAAAGCGCCUUCGCUGACGCGCAAAAAGAAGAUAAAGGAUGACAAAAAAUCCUUGGCCUCGGACAUGUAUUCCAGUGGGAUGACAGAUUACGGAGCUGGCGCGAUCGACGCAGUGGUUUAA